Juglans regia (Persian walnut) is the source of this 2452-nucleotide messenger RNA. RefSeq names its product protein FAR1-RELATED SEQUENCE 5-like. Lineage: Eukaryota; Viridiplantae; Streptophyta; Magnoliopsida; Fagales; Juglandaceae. The coding region runs from base 83 to 2452 and encodes 789 amino acids. The transcript has 6 exons. The record is from RefSeq and is a predicted model, not a curated record.
CCGUCGGAGGACCUCACUCAGGGUUUUUGGCUUUGAUUUAUCACCAUCUGCUCAACGACAAACCAGUCAACCAGUUUUCCAUAUGGAUUUUGGGUGGAGUUCGGAUAGUGAUGAUGUUCAGAUGGUAACGACUAGAAACUGUCCACAAGUUGUAAAUGAAACUGUUGAGGAUGAAACUGUGGAUAAUCAAUGUGAUGUGAAUUUGGGAGAUGGAUUGAAUAUGGGAGAUGGCGUGAAUUUGGGAGAUGGUGAUGGAGAUGGAGUGAAUAUGGGAGAUGGAGAUGGAGUCAAUGCCAUUUCCACUUCUAGUAGUGGACUUUUUGAACCGUUCAUUGGGAAGGAAUUUGAUGAAGUUGAGGAUGCCCAAGCAUUUUAUAAGGCUUAUGCAAGACGAAAAGGUUUUGCAAUUAGGACCAACCAUACACAAUUAUCGAGAGGAGACAAAAAAUUAAUUAGUGUGCACUAUGUUUGUACAAGGGAAGGAUUUAGGCGUGAAAGUCUCAAACAAAAAGAAAGACAAAUUCCCGAACCAGCUGAAACAAAAAUUGGGUGUAAAGCUACCAUGUGUAUAAAAAAAGAUGGUGAAAGGUGGGUAGUUUGCAAGUUUUACCCUCAACACAAUCAUGAGCUACUCACACCAAGAAGUACCAGUAUGCUACGUGGACAUAGAGGAGUUACACGCGUGCAAAAAAAUCUCAUUCAGACAUUGAAUGAGUCUGGUGUACCGACAAGGAAGAUAAUGUCGGUGUUAAGUAAAGAAGCAGGUGGUGAUUUUAAUAUUGGUUGUAUUGGAAAGGACGUCGAAAAUUAUUUGGGAAAUAAAAGAAAAAAAUUGUUUGAAGAGGGAGAUGCACAAAGGUUGUAUGCAUACUUUCUUGAACGACAGUGUAAAGAACCUGGGUUUGUGUACUCAAUGCAGGUCGAUGAGAAUGGGUGUAUGGGAAGCUGUUUUUGGGCAGAUGCUAGAUCUAGAUCUGCAUAUCAAUAUUUCGGAGAUGUCGUCACAUUUGAUGCGACAUACCUCACAAAUGUUUAUAAGAUGCCAUUUGUGCCGUUCUCAGGAGUUAAUCAUCAUCACCAAACCAUAAUGUUUGGUUGUGUGUUGUUAGUAAAUGAGACAGCUGAAUCCUAUAUAUGGUUACUGAGAACAUGGCAGGAAGCAAUGCUUGGGCGUGCCCCUGCAACCAUUAUUACUGAUGAUGACAAAGCAAUGGCCAAAGCCAUUUCAGAGGUACUCCCAAAUACAACUCACCGGUUAUGCUUGUGGCAUAUUUUACAAAAAUUUCCAGAACAUUUGGCACAUGUCUAUCACAAAUUUCCAGACUUGCAAAAAGAGUUUCAUCAUUGUAUCCAUGAUACUAUAACGGCUGAUGAGUUCGAGGAGGAAUGGGUUUCAAUACUAGUGAAGUAUGAUCUAGUAGGUAAUGAUUGGCUCCAAAAUCUUUACAACCGAAGGGAGAAGUGGGUCCCGGCUUACUUGUGCAUGACAUUUUGUGCCGGGAUGUCAACCACACAAAGGAGCGAGAGCAUGAAUAAAUUCUUCAAGGAUUAUGUGCGAUCAAGCACGAUGGUGAGUGACUUUGUGCAUCAGUACGAGAAAGCCUUAGAUGCACGUUAUUUUAAGGAAAAAGAGAAGGAUGUGAGAACAAAGUCGAGUAGGCCGGUUUUGAAAACAUGUUGGGAAAUUGAAGAAGAGGUAGCCAAAGUGUAUACAAGGAAGUCCUUCGAUAUCUUUCAAGACGAGCUAUUCAAUUGCCAACGAUACAAAGCAACAAAGAUUCAGCAAGAGGGUGAGAGUAAAAUGUAUGAGGUGGCACCUAAGGGCAAGGACAAACGUAUCUAUUAUGUGACUUUCAACUGUAAAGAAGCGAAGAUCGAUGGACCAUCAAUGCUAAGAGUCGAGCUAUCCUUGAAAUACCAAAUCCCCGAGGGGCAUGUUUCAACACAAGAAGAUCCGAUAAUGCGAAAAAGUCAUUUGAUGAUGAAGUUUUACGAUAUUGCUGAACUUGGGUCACAAUCAAGGUUUAAAAUGGACCAUCUUUCUCUUGCCUUGGACAAGGUACACAAGGAGUUGCUUCUCAUGGAUAGUAUUGAAGAACAAAAUUUGGAAGGCGGAGAUAUGUCACGUAACGAUCCCCCUGUGUUAAAUUCACAAGUAAUAUCAAAUUUUUCGCAAACUAUACAAGAUCCUCAACGGGUAUCAACGAAAGGAAGACCAAAAUCUUUGAGAGCAAAGAACCCAAGAGAGACUCAAUCAGUGAAGAAAAGGCGUUGUAGCAUUUGUAAGAUUGAGGGUCAUACCAAGAACAGCUGUCCUUUAUUGGGGGAUGUUGGACAUGUAAAUGACAACAUGUCACAAAGGGUGAAUCUUGAUGAAGAAGAAAUGGCUGGUUCCGAUAAAUGCAUUGUUUCCAUGGGCAUAAUGUUGGAGAUGUUGAAUUUAUGGGCUUAA